Cucumis melo (muskmelon) is the source of this 1177-nucleotide messenger RNA. Its product is annotated as L-ascorbate peroxidase, cytosolic-like. The transcript has 10 exons. Gene Ontology annotation, molecular function: heme binding; peroxidase activity. NCBI's taxonomy places the organism in Eukaryota, Viridiplantae, Streptophyta, Magnoliopsida, Cucurbitales, Cucurbitaceae. The record is from RefSeq and is a predicted model, not a curated record. Bases 105 to 854 code for a protein of 249 amino acids. Gene Ontology annotation, biological process: response to reactive oxygen species; cellular response to oxidative stress; hydrogen peroxide catabolic process.
CUUAAAUCUUCCUGCUCUCUCUUUCACCCUCUCCAUUAUCCAUCUUUCUAAAAAUCAAUUUCUCUCUCGCUUCAUUUCGCGCUAAUUUCAAGUGAAUCUCAGCCAUGGGGAAAAGCUAUCCGACUGUCAGCCAAGAAUACCAGACGGCUAUCACAAAGGCGAGGAGGAAGAUGAGAGCUCUUGUUGCUGAGAAGCACUGCUCUCCUCUAAUGCUUCGUCUCGCAUGGCACUCAGCCGGAACGUUUGACGUUAAGACUAAAUCGGGUGGUCCGUUCGGCACAAUGAAGAACCCAGCAGAGCUCGCUCACGAGGCUAACAGAGGCCUUGAUAUCGCCGUUAAGCUUUUGGAACCGAUUAAAGAACAGGUGCCGAUCCUUUCUUACGCUGACUUCUAUCAGCUCGUCGGAGUUGUUGCCGUUGAAGUUACUGGUGGACCUGAGAUUCCGUUCCAUCCUGGCAGAGAGGACAAGCCUGAGCCACCUCCUGAAGGCCGUCUUCCCAAUGCCGCUAAGGGAUGUGACCAUUUAAGGGAUGUUUUCUACACGAUGGGUCUCAGUGACCAGGACAUCGUUGCUCUUUCUGGUGCUCAUACUCUGGGAAAAGCCCAUAAAGAUCGAUCUGGAUUUGAAGGUCAGUGGACAAAAAAUCAUCUUGUCUUCGACAACUCUUACUUCAAAGAAAUCUUAUCGGAUGACAAGCCAGAGCUUCUUAAGUUGCCAUCUGAUAAGGCGCUUCUGACUGAUCCUGUCUUCCGUCCCAUUGUUGAGAAAUAUGCUGCGGAUGAGGAUGCAUUUUUUGCUGAUUAUGCGGAAGCACAUUUGAAGCUCUCAGAGCUGGGAUUUGCGGAUGCUUAAAUUUUUCCAGAAGUUUCGAACGCAGAUGGCUAUCUCAAUAGUGUGCUUUUAAUUUCUCUGAAAUCGUAGGCGGCCGCUGGAGAGUUGCUUUGUUAUUGCGCUAUAAAGAAUGUGUGUGCGUGUGGCUUUCUUGGUCUUGCUCUUUCGGCAGUAUGUGAAUGCUAUAUAUUACUUACUACUUUACCUCUAGCUUUUCUCUCCUUUUCAUUUCCAGCAAUGGGGUUAGUUUGAAUCUUAUGAUGCAUCUAUCUUUUGUGCUCAUCAUCUCUUUGCUACUAUACAAAAAGGUAGCCGACCGAAAAAGGAAUUGUUUCUUAAAUAAA